Messenger RNA from Manihot esculenta (cassava), 1793 nucleotides. Its product is annotated as pentatricopeptide repeat-containing protein At1g77360, mitochondrial. The transcript has a single exon. Bases 162 to 1598 code for a protein of 478 amino acids. Gene Ontology annotation, molecular function: protein binding. The record is from RefSeq and is a predicted model, not a curated record. Gene Ontology annotation, cellular component: chloroplast. Lineage: Eukaryota; Viridiplantae; Streptophyta; Magnoliopsida; Malpighiales; Euphorbiaceae.
CGAACUGGAGCCGAAAAGUGCAGAUAAACGAAGCCACAGCAAAGGUUCUCUUCACUCUCAGGGUCAGACGUUGAUUCUUUUACACGCACAGCAAUAGUUUAUGAAGAAUUUAAUCUCUUUUCUCCUUAAUUCUACCAUUUUUCCCUUUAUAAACCCUAGCCAUGGCUGCUUUGGCUGAAAACCCUAGGACCAAGCUCCAAUUACGUCUCCAUUCGCAAUCCAACCACUACCCAACCCACCACGACACCGUUGAUGUUUCCUCAUCAGCUAGACUCUUCUCUGAGAUUCUUAGUCAUACCGAUCCUAAAGAUGUUGAAUCUGCACUCUCCUCCUCUGGAAUUCCUCCUACCCCUGAUCUUGUCCAUCAAGUCCUUAAGCUUAGUUACAACAAUCCCUCUUCUGCUGUGGUGUUUUUCCGGUGGGUGGGCCGGGCACAUAAACCCACCCCUUAUGCAUGGAACCUGAUGGUGGAUUUACUUGGCAAGAAUGGGCUUUUUGAAUCCAUGUGGGAUGCAAUUCGCUCUAUGAAGCAAGAAAAUGUAUUGUCGAUAGCGACUUUUGCUUCUGUUUUUGGGAGUUAUUGUGCAGCUGGCAGAUUUGAUGAAGCUGUAAUGAGCUUUGAUGUUAUGGAUAAGUAUGGGAUUCAGCAAGAUGUUGUUGCUGUGAAUUCGCUUUUGAGCGCUAUGUGUAAUGAGGAUAAUCAGACAAUAAAGGCAUUGGAGUUUUUUGAAAGGGUAAAAUCUAAGAUACCCCCAGAUGGUGAUACAUUUGCUAUUUUGUUGGAAGGGUGGGAGAAGGAAGGCAACCCUGCCAAAGCAAGGACUACAUUUGGUGAGAUGGUUGUUCGCAUCGGAUGGAGCCCAUCAAACAUGCCGGCUUAUGAUGCGUUUUUGACCACACUUGUUCAAGCCUCGCAAACAGAUGAGGCUCUCAAGUUCCUGCACGUUAUGAAGGGGAAGGCUUGUAUGCCAGGUUUGAAAUUUUUUUCUAAUGCUCUUGAUAUGUUUUGUAAGCAGAAUGAUCAUGUGAAUGCUGUCCCAUUGUGGGAUACAAUGGUCGGCAGUGGGGUAGUGCCUAAUUUGAUUAUGUACAAUAGGAUGAUUAGCUUGCUUUGCAACAAAAGUGACAUUGAUAAUGCAUUUCGGUUGCUUGAUGAGAUGGUCUUCAAUGGAGUUUUUCCAGAUUUUUUGACUUAUAAUAUGAUUUUUCAAUGUCUGAUAAAGGACAAAAAGGUUUACCAAGUAGGAAAGUUUUUCUGCGAGAUGACCAAGAAUGAAAUGCUUCCCAAUCAUCUUGAUUGUGCUGCAGCCAUCGCAGUGCUGAUGGAUGGUGAUGACCCUGAAAUGGCAAUUGAGAUAUGGGACUACAUGGUUGAGAACCAUGUGUUGCCCCUUGAUGAGAGCGCAAACGCUCUACUCAUAGGACUUUGUAAUUUGGGUAGGUUGUCGGAGGUGAGGAGGUUUGCAGACGAUAUGCUUGAUAGAAAAAUCAAUAUAUAUGAAUCAACUAUGUCAAAGUUGAAGGGCACCUUUUACAAGGAGGGUAGCAGUGCAAGGGACAGGUUUGAUAACCUCUCAAGGAGAUGGAGAGCUACCUAGAUAUGACUCUGUAUAUUUCUUUUUGGUCCAUCUAGUGAAGCUUUCAAUUUGAUGUAUCUGUGACAGUCAUUAAUAGAGAAGCUUUGCUGUGAGCAUGAUCUUCCCAUGUCCUAGAUCCUUUUCCUUGUCAUCUUCUAUUCAUAUGAUACAUGUUUUUUUUUCCUCACAUUAUGAUAUCCUGGAAUUUUGUUAAUC